This is a messenger RNA of Racocetra fulgida, 508 nucleotides long. The record is from the annotation of a GenBank genome assembly. NCBI's taxonomy places the organism in Eukaryota, Fungi, Glomeromycota, Glomeromycetes, Diversisporales, Gigasporaceae.
AAUUAAAAAGCAACGAAAAAAGCACCGAAAAAAGCGACAAAAGAAAAGCACCGAAAAAGCGACAAAGAAGCAUCAAAAAAAUGACGAAAGAAGCACCAAAAGAAAAGCACCAAAAAGUGCUGAAAGAAGCACUAAAAAACAACGAAAGAAGCACCGAAAAAAUACCGAAAAACAACAAAGAAAAGCACCGAAAAGCGAUAAAAGAAGCACCGAAAAAAGCGACGAAAGAAAAGCACCGAAAAAGCGACGAAAGAAGCACCAAAAAAACAACGAAAGAAGCACCGAAAGAAAAGCACCGAAAAGCGACAAAUGAAAUACCGAAAAAUGAUGAAAAAAGCACAAAAGAAGUACCGAAAAAAGCGACGAAAGAAAACGACAAAAGAAGCACCGAAAAAAGCGACGAAAGAGGCACCAGCAAAGCGACGAAAGAAGCACUGAAAAACCGACGUGAAAAAAAGCAGCAAUAUUCUAGAUUGCAGACCAGUGAAAAUCUGUUGGUGCCACUUGG